UUGGCGAGAGCGGCCGCUCUGUGUGUCGUGCGGCAAAGCCGAGCGAAAGUUUGCUCGGCUGCGCCGAUCUUGGCGAGAGGGUAGGGUAGACCGCACAGUCGAGCUCGUCGCUGUCAGGCAGCACUCCCGCUUUGGCGAUGCCUCUCGGCAAGAGCUUCCGCAUCUACCACAAGGUGCGACCGCCGAACCCUUACAGCGUCCUUCUCGAACAGCGGUCCAAGAACGAAACCCUCCUUUUCGAGUCCAGGGCCAUCGCUGUGCUGUCCCAACAAGAAAUGGACACAGUGAAAAAAGAAUACACUAUGCUUCUGGAUGUCCAUGGCUGCCUAGGAGUGCUGCAGCUUACAGCAGGGGACACGGUGGUCCAGUUUCUGGUGCUGGUGACGGGGUGUCAGUCGGUGGGCAAGCUGGGUGCCUCGGAGGUGUUCCGCAUCACAGACACCCUCUUUGUGGCUCUGCGCAACAGCGCCCAGGACCUGGAGAAGGUGCAAGAUGUGCGCAAGGUGCUCAACGCGGGCACCUUCUUCUUCGCGUGGACACCGUCCACUUCGGAGGCGGCCCUCGACCUCACCCUGUGCGCCCAGCGCGCGGUCAUGACCAGCGAGACGGAUAACCGCUUCUUCUGGAACCGUACCCUGCACAUUCCUCUGCUCCGCUACGGUGUCGACUGCAACAAGUGGCUGCUGAAGGCGGUCUGCGGGGGCGUCGAGAUGCGCACCAUCUACCUGGGCCACCAGCAGGCCAAGGCCUGCCUCAUUUCCCGACUCAGCUGCGAGCGAGCUGGCACCCGUUUCAACGUCCGCGGCACCAACGACGACGGCCACGUCGCGAACUUUGUGGAGACCGAACAGGUGAUCUACCUGGAAAACCAGAUCACAUCAUACGUCCAGACGAGGGGCUCUGUGCCGCUAUUUUGGGAACAACCGGGAGUUCAGGUCGGUUCCCACAGAGUCAAAAUGUCCAGAGGCAGUGAGGCAUCCAUGCCAGCGUUUGAAAGGCACAUGUCCAUGAUCAAGGAACGCUAUGGCGACCAAGUCAUCAUAAACCUCCUCGGCUCGAAAGAGGGAGAAACAAUGCUUACACAAAUGUUUCAGCAUCACAUGAAGGCAUCCCGGCGCAAAGCGUCCAUGGUGUCAUUUGAUUAUCACGCGCUGUGCCGUGGCGGCCGGCAAGACAAUCUGAUUCACCUGAAGAACCAGAUCUCGCCGCACCUGACCAGUUUUGGCUGCUUUUACUUUGAUGGCAACGACGUCAUCAUGCGACAGACUGGAACAUUCCGCACAAACUGCCUUGACUGCCUUGACAGAACAAAUUGUGUACAGACAUUUAUUGGCCUUGAGGUUCUGGGCAGCCAGAUAGCCUGCCUGGGCCUUCAGGACAAGCAGCAGGUGGUGUCCAGGUUCGUGGAAGUCUUUCGCCAGAUGUGGGUCCAGAACGGUGACCAAGUCAGCAAGAUCUACGCUGGCACGGGUGCCUUGGAAGGAAAAUCUAAGCUGAAGGACGGAUCCCGGUCGAUGGUGCGCACCAUCCAGAACAACCUGCUGGACAGCAGCAAGCAGGAGGCCAUCGAUGUGUUGGUGCUGGGCAGUGCUAUGUGCAGCGAGCUGGCCGACAGGGCGCGGGCCCUACUGCCCACUGCCAUGCUGCACCUCCCCCCCAGUGUUCUGAGGGCCAUGUGCAGCCGGCAGCUGGAAUACACAAUUCCCCUCAAGGUCCGCGUAACAGUGGCCACGUGGAACGUCAACGGCGGGAAACACUUCAACAGUGUCGUCUUCCGCAACCACCCCAUGUCGGACUGGCUCGUCGACAAUAGCGCUGUUGGCGGCGGAUGCGCCCUCGUGGAUGUCAGCCACCAAGUGGACACCACGCCUGCAGACAUUUACGCCAUUGGCUUUCAGGAAAUUGUGGACCUAAACGCACAGAACAUUGUUAAUGUGAGCUCUUCCAGUCAGAAAGAGUGGAUGGUGGAACUUCAGAAGACCAUCAGCCAGAAGCAAAAAUACGUUCUGCUCACGUCGGCACAAUUGGUCGGGGUCUGCCUUUUCGUCUUUGUGCGGCCUGAGCACGCCCCUUACAUCAGGGACGUGGCAGUGGACACGGUCAAGACGGGCCUGGGCGGAGCGACAGGAAACAAGGGCGGAGUGGCCAUUCGGUUCCUCUUUCACAGCACCUCGUUGUGCUUCGUGUGCGCCCACUUUGCGGCCGGACAGUCCAAAGUGUCUGAACGGAAUGCCGACUACGCUGAGAUUACGCGCAAGGUCACCUUCCCCAUGGGGAGGACGUUGAAUUCCCACGACUACGUCUUCUGGUGCGGGGACUUCAACUAUCGGGUGGACUUGGAGAACGAAGAGGUCAAGGACCUGGUCAAGCAGGGAAACUGGCCGGAGCUGCUGAAGUAUGACCAGCUCAGAGUGCAGCAGCAGCAGGGGCAGGUGUUCAAGAACUUCAUAGAAGGGGAUAUCAACUUUGCACCCACCUACAAGUACGAUCUCUUCUCGGACGAUUAUGACACGAGCGAAAAGUGCCGGGUCCCAGCAUGGACAGACCGGAUACUGUAUCGCAGGCGGCGACUACUUUCAGAGACAGAGGACCCUUUCUGGAGCCCCGGACGUAUUGCGCAUUAUGGUAGAGCUGAACUCAAGACAUCUGAUCACAGGCCCGUGGUUGCCGACAUUGACAUCGAGGUUUCCCAGGUGGAUGAAGCCGUUCGAGAACAGAUUUUCCGAGAGGUCGUAGAACUUAUGGGACCACCGGAUGGCACUGUGGUGGUGCACCUGGAGGAAGAAGGGGCUGCCUUCGAAGACACAUUCCUCACAGCACUUAUCCAGACGUUUGCGACAGUCGGUGAAGUUAUCCUGAUCAGGUACGUAGCUGACAUGCUUUGGGUGACAUUCCUCGAAGGCCAAAGUGCGCUAGCAGCCACGCACCUUUCAGGAACACAGGUGGACGGGCAGCGCAUAGUGGUGACCCUGAAGACCACUAACUGGGCACAGGCAGUGGAACACGAACUGAAACUGUGCUGCAAUAACACAGUUCCCCUGGCAGAGCCCUCAAGCAGAGACGCCGAGGAGGAUGCAGCACCGCUGGAUGGGAACGAUGCCGCACCCGACGAAUGGUCAAACGACUACGAGUGCCACUCGCAGUCUUCAUCGGGCAAGAGCAGCCCUUCGUUCUCCGGAGACGUGGCGCUAGCUCCCGAGGAGUCGGCCGUCCCACCACCCGUGCCCGGUCGGUCAACGCCGACCAUGAACCCACCAGGCAGGCCUCCACCUCCACAGCGGCCACCACCUCCGCAGAGGCCAUUACCACCUCAGCGACCACCUCCUCCACCCGAGCAGGAGGUCAAAGCGUCCGCUGUUCAAGAUCAGACAACGUCUGCUGCUCCCCCAAGGCGUGUCCCUCCACCACGACCUGUGCCGCCACCCAUACGACCUCCGCCACCGGCUACAGAGACGUCGGCCUCCUCCGGUCCACCACCGGACACACCUCCUCCGCCACCUCCACCACCCAGAGUGGACUCGUUUGAAAAGAGUCCCCCAGACACCGCAAAGAACGGCAUUGGAGGUGCUGACGAGGAAGAAGAACCACCCUCGUCCCCCUGGCAGACCCUGCCUCCAGCGCCGCCUCCUCCUACCCAGUCCUUCGUUGCAGACGAACAACUCAGUCAGCAGCAUCCUGUACUCCCAUCAGCCCCACCUCCCUUCUCGCAGGGCCCGCCCUCUCACAUGCCCCCUGCUCCUUCGGCCCCGCCCCCCUCCGGCCCCCCUUCCUCAGCUCCGCCCUCUCUACCCCCACAGUCGGUGCAUUCCAGUCAACAACCAUUGCCACCUGCUCCGGCACAAGCUCCGCCUCCGGUACCGCAGGGUCCACCUCCUGCUCCACCUGCUGCGGUUGAAAGUGCAACUUCUGCCCCGCACAUGGCUCCGCCCACAGGUCCACCCCCGAGCCUGCCGCCGGCCCCGCCGAUACCGUCGAGGCCAAAGGUCAUGGCGCCCGUCAUCAUGCAAGCUGCCGCCGAUGCAAAGCCUCCGCCCAUACCCGCGAGGUCGAAGGCUGGCCCGCCUGUGUUCAACAGGCCUAACAACUGAAACCCCUGAAGAUGCUUGCGUUCGUCAUGUCGAUGACUAAGAUUUGCACCUAGGAGAUGAAGCACUGCUAAAAUAACCUCGCAGAAAGCAUUCCAUUUGCGGGCGUUAGUCGCGAGAGUACGUCGUUUAUGCGUAUGCGGUGGAAACGAAAGGAAAGCGUGCGCAGACGCCGGAAGACACCUAGCAGUACGUGAUAGUCCAACCAACGGAUUCUUCGGCGCUCCAGCAAAGCUGGAGCCACUGUGUAGAUGGCAACGUACUGUACUAGCCGAGAUUCAAUGGCGCAGAGCAACAAUCUUAACGCAAACGACCUCCUGCUUCUCGAGUAAUGUAGGAGCUUAUUCCUUACGUUAUUACGGCAGGGCUCAUCACCAGCCUUUCGAGACCAAACAUUUCUUUUCAUAAUUUCAUCACUGGCUGGCACCUGCGGGAAGGCCAGCCAAGCCAAGUAAUUUAAAAGCGAGCCAAUCUCAUGCAGAGCCCUAAAUGUCAACAAAUAAGUGGUUUGUGAUUCUACGGUAUUUUGCUCUAAUUUACCGCAUUAUGCACGCACACUCAUAUGCCCGCUUUUCAUUGACCUGAGUACGGUUCCGAUUUCAUUAUCCUCAGUUCUUGUAGGGCACAUUCUCGGCACAGAAUUCUGCAUUGGCCAUUUGUAGGUAUCGACAACGGUGGCGCGUUUGCAGUCUCUGAACGCGCUUCUUGACUCCUACCCUUGUGUGUUGCUGCGUCUCUAGUCAUACCAACAUACUUUUUAAGUAGGAACAGUCUGGGACAUGUGUACAUUGGAGUGUCCUCCACCUUAGAUGCCCAGGUGCUCCAUAGUGGGUGUACCUCUUUGUGUGAGAACUCUCCCUCUGCUCCUGUUUACUUUAAUAUUUAUAUUUCCUCGUCAAGUUAUGCACAGUCGCCCGUAAACUGAGCGUGAUGUUUCUUCAUUUCUUGCCUAUGAUAUUCUCGCGGAUACUUUAUCACGAUAAACUGAGUGCGCUAUCUUGCUGUGCUCCAGAGUAUAACUCACAAAUGGAUCUUGUUGCGCAAGAAGAAAAGAAAACACAAGUGUUUCUUUUGCGUGUUUUAUUCUAUGAUGCUCUUUUUACUCUUGCUUUUCUUUUUAGGCGGAUGUUCUGAGUGGAUGUGAGAAAUACCAUUCAACUCGCGGUUAUAAGUGUAGUAGGUGUCACAUUUUCACUUGCCUUAAAGGGACAACAAAGAGAAAGAGAAUGCAUCAUCUACUAAUAGUGAAUCGUGCUUUCACUAUACCAAAAACACCACUUUUGAUGCGACAAGACACAUGAUAAGCUAGAAAAUGCACCCACAGAUGGCGCCACCACCUUGAGGCUCCUGCACCAGCUUACCACGACAUCGUAGACUUUGGCAGCAGCUGCUAGGGCGUACACAACUCUUUGUUGGGGAAAAUGAAUUGCAUCACAUACUGAGGGAGCCAGACGCUUCAGUUUGGAAGUUUCACAAAGUUUUAUUGGGCCAAUGUGGGCCAGUGAAGCCUGUGACUUAAAGGAGUACUGACACGAUUUUAAGACAUCACAAAAGGGACAUUUUUUGUUUCCUUGGUAUGCGGUGUCAACGCUGUCCACACACCGGAAUCGGAGAACACAUAAAAACAUUUUAAUUUGACUGUGAACUUUUCGUCGCUGAGCAUCUGCAAGCCAGCCCCACUGCAAUGGACAUUAUCCCGACGUGUCAACACAGUUCUCCCAAGUUUGCGAGCUCUGCCUCCUGCAUGUAGUCUAAAUCGCAGAAAUAACUGUCGGGGUCAUUGGACGACAAUUCACUCAUCGUUCUUUAUGUGCACAACGAGCAGGUGACGGAUUUGCCGCUAGUAUGUUGCGAGUUUAUGUAUCCCCGUGUCGCCACACAGCUAUGAAACGUCACUGAGAAGCCACCCUCUCGAUAUCAAAACCGAAAGUGUCUUUUUAAUAUAGCAGUAAUUAAAAUAUAUUAGAUGCAUUCCCAGGCACCACAAUACUCGUUUUAGGUUUCUCGACCCCAGUACUUUUUUUUAGAGCAAGAAUCCGAAAAUUUUUAACAUUCGUGUCAGUACACCUUUAAAACCCCAUCGAGCUGCUGGUGGUUUCGGUGCGAAAUUCGAGACUGAAACUUUGACCUCGAUUUUUUUUCUCAUAAUGAGCCUGUGAAGACAGAAUGAAUGACCAUAGAUUUCUCAUCUUCGCUUUGGUGUCCCUUUAAUGUGAAGUGCUUUGACCGUUCUUAACUCACGGUGUCUCUGGGUAGGUGAUAAAUGGUGGCUUGCCUUAAGUUAACUCUCUAGUUGCCCACUGCUGCAGAGUGUAGUGGACUUGUCCUGUUGGCUUCUGCCGUCUGUUUUGUCACUGAUGCGGCCUGUUCGCUUCACGCCAUUUUUUUGGCUGACGCAAAACUACGGCGCGCGCAUUGUCGUUCUUGAGAACAGCAUCUCUAGCGUAGGGUGUCUCGCGGUUAUCUAACGGGAAACUGGCGCUGGAAUCGUUCAGCCAUUAUAGGAAGGAUGAAAUGCAGUGGCUUCAGUCUCAGAGCCAUGCAUCAGUUGCAAUGAAUGACCCCAGUCAUGUCGUCAAUGUCUGUUAAUGAAAUUUAUAUGGAAUCCACGUAUACUCCGUAAUGUUAUAUAGAAAUCAUGCGGAUUUAUUGGUGCGGCUUAUGGAACAGUUUACAGAGCAGCAUAGGGAGCAGUUACCCGAGUCAUAUCUGUCAAUGUCUAUCAAUGGAAUGUAUACGGAAUUCGUAUAUACUUAGUAAAAUUAGACGGAAAUGAUACGGACUUAUUGGAAUGGCAUACAAAACGUUUGCGGAGCAGUUUAGAAGGAUGAAUUACUUGGCAAGUUGUUUAUUCAUUGCUGAAUAAAGAAGCGCUGAAAACUGCGCAACAAUAGAAAAGGUGCUGAAAACACAUAUCGAUAUUGUGUUGUUGCCCGUUUUCUAGUGCUUCCGUACGUAGCAAUCAUUGGACAGUUGUUGCCUUGGCCAAGACGUGUCCGCUUGUUGGAGCAUUGGCUCCACUGACAUUCCCUGUUCAAUGUCUUUUCCUCACAUCAUUGAUUAAUGUUUUCAGGUGGCUUAGAAAAACACUUUUCAUGUGGAGCAUUGGUUAUGAAAUGCUCAGGUACAAGAGCCAAGGUUCAGAGUGUUACAUUGUUGCCAGCGUAAAUCACUACAUUUGCACAUUUGAAGGUUGCGAGUUCAAUCCCCAUUGGCGGGGAGUUGUUUCGUAGUCCACAUAAAUGCAUGUCCUUCGGUACUUUGCAGUCACUUCGCGCUAAAAUGGGGAGCCAAAGCGCUGUUGGUUUACGAUUUCUAGCAUGACUGACCACGCUCUUACAUGGGCGCUGCAACCGCUAAACCCUUUGAAUACACCGAAAACGGUGUACCUUGUGGCUACACUCUGGACAAAAAAAGGCGUAUUUGGGGUGUCUUUCAGCCGCACAACAAUAAUCUGUCUUGCAUGCUUUCCCUGUGUUAUCACUGCCUGCCGAGGACUGCCUGGUCACCACCAGCAUGCAGCUAUCAACGUGACAUAGCACUCUUGAUAGGAAAGUAGCGAGCAUGCAAUCUUUGAGGCAGGAAGUGUAACCAGGCCAUACGAUCGUUGUUGUGCACCAGAAGGACACUCCAAAUACGCCUUUUGUCUUGGGAGUGUAUAUUCUUUGAAGUCGUGGGGGUUCGGUGUAGGCGCUGCAUUUCCUUCUAGGUAACCGCAAGGAGCCCUGCGACCUCUAGUCUUUCGAAAGCAGAAAAUACCCUGCUGUGUGGCGUAUACGUAGUGAUCGUUGUUGAUGGCGUCCUCUGAUUGUUAGCUUUCAGCAAUCGCAAAUACUCGAUGUCUGCCACUUAUUGAAUGUGUCACAUAUGUGCGUCCCUGUCCUGUUAUGUUUGGCAGCGGGUAAUAAUAUAUAGAACGUGUAAUAUACUUCAGCCCCCCCUUGUACACACCGCAUGUAUGCUACUGUAAACGCUUUGUGUAAAUUGUGUGUUUCAGUGAUGCUUCCUCUACCAUAUUCAUGCGGGGUGUGGUGAUGUAAGAUAUCUAAUUUAAAUUACAAAAUUUCAGAGUCACACACUUUUAUUUUCUUUUCUUUCUUCAUGGUCGCUGGGCCACCAAAGGUUGCUGUUGCGGAAUAAAGUGUACUUUAUAUUUUA
Molecule: messenger RNA, 8243 nt
Organism: Rhipicephalus sanguineus (brown dog tick)
Lineage: Eukaryota; Metazoa; Arthropoda; Arachnida; Ixodida; Ixodidae
Gene: Synj
Product: synaptojanin-1
Exons: 23
Coding region: 138-4088 (1316 amino acids)
Biological process (GO): synaptic vesicle endocytosis; phosphatidylinositol dephosphorylation
Molecular function (GO): phosphatidylinositol-4,5-bisphosphate 5-phosphatase activity; nucleic acid binding
Source: RefSeq, a predicted model, not a curated record